AAUGUGUAUCAUUUCUACAAACGUUGCCGAGACAUCACUUACUAUUCCAAAUAUUAGAUAUGUAGUCGAUUCUGGUAAAGAAAAAAGGCGAGAUUUUGAUCCUAUCACGGGUGUAUCACGUUUUGUUGUUGAUUGUUGUUCAAAAGCUUCUGCUAAUCAGCGCUCUGGGCGUGCGGGAAGAGUUAUGUCUGGAUAUGCAUUCAGACUUUAUUCGUCUUCCGUUUUUGAGGAUAUGCCCAGCUUCUCUACGCCUGAAAUUUUGAAUAAACCUAUUGAACAGCUUGUACUUUUUCUAAAGUCUAUGGGCUUUGCCAAACUUACCAAUUUUCCAUUCCCGACUCCACCAAAGCCUGACCAAAUUUCUCAUGCAGAAAAUAAGUUGAUGCGACUGGGUGCAAUUACACAUAAAAAUAAGGCAUGUUUUUACUCUGAUUUUUGA
Molecule: messenger RNA, 439 nt
Organism: Meloidogyne enterolobii
Lineage: Eukaryota; Metazoa; Nematoda; Chromadorea; Rhabditida; Meloidogynidae
Source: the annotation of a GenBank genome assembly